This is a messenger RNA of Penaeus indicus, 2198 nucleotides long. RefSeq names its product alpha-(1,3)-fucosyltransferase C-like. Gene Ontology annotation, molecular function: fucosyltransferase activity. Bases 575 to 2011 code for a protein of 478 amino acids. Gene Ontology annotation, cellular component: membrane. The transcript has 8 exons. The record is from RefSeq and is a predicted model, not a curated record. NCBI's taxonomy places the organism in Eukaryota, Metazoa, Arthropoda, Malacostraca, Decapoda, Penaeidae.
CGAAGGCAGACUCGGGCCAAGCGGGGACUGAGCUGGUCGGGCCCUCGUGUUGCUCGUGUAGUGGAGUGGAUUAUUCAUUUAAGAAAGAAAGAGGUUAAAAAGAGAGAGUGAAAAAGAAAAGAAAUAUUUAAUACGAUUUAAAUAACAGGCAAGGAAAAAAAACAACAAAGAAAGAGGUUAAAAAGAGAGAGUGAAAAAGAAAAGAAAUAUUUAAUACGAUUUAGAUAACAGGCAAGGAAAAAAAACAAAGAUACAUAAGAAAGAAAGAUAUUAAAAAGAGAGAGGGAGAAAAAGAAAAGAAAUAUUUAAUGCGAUUUAAAUAACAGGCAAGGAAAAAAAACAAAGAAAGAGAUUAAAAAGAGAGAGUGAAAAAGAAAAGAAAUAUUUAAUACGAUUUAAAUAACAGGUAAGGAAAAAAAGCAAAGAUACAUAAGAAAGAAAGAGGUUAAAAAGAGAGAGAGAGAAAAAGAAAAGAAAUAUCUAAUACGAUUUAAGUAACAGAUGUUUCCCCAGUAACAUCCUUGGGCUUUGGAUAUUGUGAAGGAAACUAAACAGGUGGUGCAGUUGCAUUCCGAUGGGGCGCUUGCUCUUGCCGUCGGGAGCAGGAAGAUGCUAUGUGUCCAGAUUCCUCAAGGCCUGUCUGAUGAUCAUUUUGCUGAUGAGCCUUUUCAGCAGCUGGCUCUAUUGGGACGCCUUCGUAACAUCCAGAGAGUCGGCCAAACAGCUCUCCGCACAGCUGCUCAGGGACUUCCCCGGUAAAACCUUCCUCAAGUACUGGGAAGACCAAGGAGGGGGUACUACUGCAGAAGGGAAAGCAGGACCGGAAGCUGAAAUCAUAACAGGACGUCUUGUUGCAAAUUCUCCGCCAGUCUUCCACGACAGGUUGUUCACGCCCUUGCUGGAGACGUUCCGGAAUCCGGAUGGCCUGGAGAGGCGGAGGAAGAGCUUUAGGAAUGGCGACGUCCCUAAAGUGGUGGCCUACAUCGACAAGGCUUUUCUGAAGUCGAAAUGGUACGUAGCCCACAGCAGAGAUAUCCAGGGAGGCCAUUGCCCCUUGCCUUGUACAAUCACGCCGCGUCUGUCUGAGGUGAAGACCGCGGACGCUGUGUUGAUCCACAUGAAGAGCAUUCCAAGCCGCGAGCAGCUCCUCCACGCCCUGCAGCCGCGCGACCCGACUCAGCCCUGGAUCAUGUUCGAGGCCGAGACGCACUUCAUCGCCUCCACCAAGUACAACGUGAACUACCGGACCCUGAACGGCGUCUUCAACCGCAGCAUGUACUACCGCCGUGACGCAGACAUCCUGUUCAACCACGGCUUCAUCGUGAGGCAAGGCGACGACGCCAGCCUCCUGCCGAGGCACUGGGUUCGGGAGGCCCAUGUGGCGAGAGCGAACGUGACGGGGCGAAUCGCAGUGGCCUUCAUCUCCAACUGCAAAGCGCACAGCAAUCGUCUUCUCUACAUCAACGAACUGCAGAAAAACACCACCGUCGACGUGUACGGGAAGUGCGGGAAGCUGAAGUGCGGGAAAUCGCGUUACGCCGAGCACGAGUACCGGGUGGACAAAGACCCGUGUUUGCAAGCCGCGGCCGAGAAAUACCUGUUCUACCUGGCCUUCGAGAACGCCAUUUGCGACGACUAUGCCACGGAGAAGCUGUACAAUAUGAUGUUCUACCCGCUGGUGCCCGUGGUGUUGGGGGGUGCGAACUACGAUGACCUCCUUCCUCCCAACUCGUACAUAGACGCCAGACAAUACACGCCUUUGGAACUUGCCAAGAGAUUGCAGCACCUGGCGGAGCACCCACAGGAAUACCAGACUUACCUGGAGUGGAGGAAGUACUACCAGCCUUCCACUGUGGGCGGUAGUCGUGUCCUGUGCGACCUGUGCAAACGACUCCACGACGAAGCCUUCUACGAGGAGAACACGAUUGAAGAUUUUUACGACUGGUUUGUGACGAAAUCUCACUGCACUACCUGGGGCGCAGCGAACGUCACAGGCCGCGGACUUGCCUAGGAGAGAGCGACAAAGCGGCGUUCCUGUGCAGUCGUUAUGUUGUGUUCAUUAUCACCAACGUUCCCAGGCUCAUUAGAAGUGUAAAGGGGUCACUGCCACCACCCGAUGUGUGUGUGUGUGUGUGUGUGUGUGUGUGUGUGUGUGUGUGUGUGUGUGUAUGUGUAUGUAUGUAUAUGUAUGUGUGUGU